AUGUUAUCGAUAUUGACUGGCAAGCGUGUGAAUAAAUUAUUACAACAUAUUAAAGAACAAAAUAAGAAUGGAUGUAAAAUGGUAACAAGAGGAUUGGAUCUACGUGUUUGUGAUUCUGUAGAAGAUGCUGGCAUGAUGGGAUAUUAUUCUGCAUCGGCCAAUCAAGUAGUAGUGUGUUGCAAUCGACAUAGAGAGCCUGAAGAACUUGAAAAUACAGUUGUUCAUGAAUUAAUCCAUGCCUAUGAUUUUUGUAGAUUUCGUCAAUUAUUUUAUUGUAAAGUAAGAGCUUGUUCAGAGGUGAGAGCUUAUUCACUAAGUGGUUCAUGUUCCAGUCCAGAUGAAUUAUCAGGGUUUACAAGUAAGGAACAAUGUUUAAAGGCAAGAGCUAUUGCAAGUACGAUCAUGGCUUGCAAGAAAUCAGCUGUUUCUGAUGUUCAUGACAUUUUCAAUACGUGUAUCAAUGAUGAGCAUCCUUUCAAGAGUUCGCCUGAUCAUCAUGUGUUAAAACCUCAUGAGCUCCCAGAAGCAGAUAAAGUAGUCACCAAUUAA
Messenger RNA from Naegleria fowleri, 549 nucleotides. RefSeq lists its product as uncharacterized. Gene Ontology annotation, cellular component: extrinsic component of mitochondrial inner membrane. The transcript is spliced from 4 exons. The record is from RefSeq and is a predicted model, not a curated record. Gene Ontology annotation, molecular function: metalloendopeptidase activity. Bases 1 to 549 code for a protein of 182 amino acids. Gene Ontology annotation, biological process: mitochondrial protein processing; mitochondrial proton-transporting ATP synthase complex assembly. Lineage: Eukaryota; Heterolobosea; Eutetramitea; Acrasida; Naegleriidae.